AUGGCACAAAAUACAACAAGUGGACCUAUGUAAAAGUACAAAAUAGUUUUUCUUGGAGACUAAGCUGUUGGAAAAACAUCAAUUAUUAAUAGAUUUAUUUUUGACAACUUCACUGGUAAUGAAUAACCCACUGUUGGAAUUGAUUUCAUUUCCAAGACUCUCUAAGUUGAUAACAAAUCUGUUAGACUUCAAUUAUGGGAUACAGCUGGAUAAGAAAGAUUUAGAUCACUUAUACCUAGUUAUAUUAGAGAUUCACAAGCAGCCAUCAUUUGUUUUGAUAUUACGAAUGAGAAGUCUUUCCAAAACCUGCCAAGGUGGAUUGAAGAUGUUAAAGAAGAAAGAGGAGAUGAAGUCUUAAUAUACAUACUGGGGAACAAAAUUGACUUGGAAAAUGAAAGACAGAUCCCUACAAAACAAGCUGAAGACAAGGCGAAAGAAUUAGGUGCUUAAUUUUAAGAAGUAUCUGCCAAGAGUGCAAUUAAUGUGGCUGAAUUCUUUAAGAAGCUUUCAUAUGAUUUGUUAGGCAAUCCUGCUGAGCAAUCUCAAAAUUAGUAAUAACCGGCAUAGCAAAGACCUUAAGAGCCUAAUAUUUAGAUAUAGAACUAACCUAGAGAUAAUGAGAAUGAGGAGAAGAAACAAGGAGGAGGAUGUUGCUGAACAUUUAAUGAUUAUUCAUUAUUAUGUACAAAUAAUUUAUUCAGUCUAAAUUAUAUAUAUA
Paramecium tetraurelia is the source of this 718-nucleotide messenger RNA. RefSeq lists its product as uncharacterized. The record is from RefSeq and is a predicted model, not a curated record. NCBI's taxonomy places the organism in Eukaryota, Ciliophora, Oligohymenophorea, Peniculida, Parameciidae. The transcript is spliced from 5 exons. Gene Ontology annotation, molecular function: GTP binding; GTPase activity.